Melitaea cinxia (Glanville fritillary) is the source of this 923-nucleotide messenger RNA. Its product is annotated as serine protease persephone-like. The transcript has 6 exons. Gene Ontology annotation, biological process: proteolysis. NCBI's taxonomy places the organism in Eukaryota, Metazoa, Arthropoda, Insecta, Lepidoptera, Nymphalidae. Gene Ontology annotation, molecular function: serine-type endopeptidase activity. The coding region runs from base 75 to 812 and encodes 245 amino acids. The record is from RefSeq and is a predicted model, not a curated record.
AAUAUUUUUCAGAAUGUCAAAAGAUUAUUAAAGAAAACAUACCGCCACUCUCACUGUUCAUAAUAGGAGGAGAAAUGGCGAAUCUCGGAGAAUUUCCACACAUGGUAGCACUAGGAUAUCCUAACAAUAGUCCAGACGACUACAAAUUUAUAUGUGGUGGAUCUUUAAUAUCGAAGAAUUUUGUUCUUACUGCGGCUCACUGCGUUGAAAAUGUCGACAGACAGGUACCAUCCAUGGCUCGAAUGGGUGUAGUAGAUAUCGGAAGCAGUGAAUGGAACUAUAAAACGGAUAUGAGAAUAACAGAAAUAAUCAAACAUCCUGACUACAAGAGUAGUCAGAAAUAUCACGAUUUGGCACUUCUCAGGUUAGAAGCGUCUAUUGAGAUACGACCAAAUUUAAGUCCUAUCUGUCUGUAUACCGAGGAGGAAGAUCCUUCCAUACCCUUAACUAUAACAGGCUGGGGUACUACUAGCGCCACCAGAGACAUGAAGAGUCAAAUUUUACUGAAAGCAAACGUGAGUAUCGUCCCUAGAAGUCGCUGCAAGGAUUCCUACAAAAAUUGGUUAAAAUUGCCGAAACUAAUUACCGAUGAUCAAAUCUGUGCUGGCGACCCAGAUGGACUUCAUGAUGCUUGCCAGGGAGAUUCCGGAGGUCCCUUACAAGCUCUACCAUAUCGCGAUGGUUUCUAUCGACUAAUUGGUAUUACUUCUUUUGGUCGAGGGUGUGGUUCCACCGAGCCUGGAGUAUAUAUACGCGUCGCGAAAUACCUCGAUUGGAUCGAGAGUGUUGUAUGGCCAAAUGAGUUAAUCUAAAAUAUCGUUAAUUGCCUAAAUUUAAUUCACGAAUAGUCAUUAAUUAAUAUUAGUACAAAAAUGUAUUUAUUAAAUUUAGAAAUCAAUGUUUCUAUUAAAUAUACUUUUUAA